Parus major (Great Tit) is the source of this 1033-nucleotide messenger RNA. RefSeq names its product leucine rich repeat containing 20 (gene LRRC20). Lineage: Eukaryota; Metazoa; Chordata; Aves; Passeriformes; Paridae. The record is from RefSeq and is a predicted model, not a curated record. The transcript has 4 exons. The coding region runs from base 94 to 645 and encodes 183 amino acids. Gene Ontology annotation, molecular function: protein binding.
CAUCCCUCUCCCAGAGACCAGAGUGGCUGGUUUCUCCCUCCAGCCCUGGAUCCCCCGGUCCGAAGCGCGUUCCCGGCGGGACCGGCCGCCCGCAUGCACAAGAGGAUGGGCGAGGCGGUGGCCCGGGUGGCCAGGAAGGUGAACGACACGGUGGAGAACAAAGCGGAUUCCCUGGAUCUGGCCAACUGCAAACUGAUGACCUUCCCCGUUGGAAUCUACAAAGCCAUGAGGAGCGUCACCGAGGGCAUCCAUCGCAUCUCCCUGGCCAACAACGAGCUCAAGUCCAUCACCGGCCGAUUCGUCACCACCUUCAGCCAGCUGACAGAGCUCAACCUGGCAGGGAAUUACCUGCACCGCCUGCCUGAGGAAAUCACCUCCCUGCUGCACCUCCGGGCCAUCGACCUCUCCCGCAACAGAUUCCGGCGUUUCCCAGAGCCCCUGGCCACCAUCCCCGCCCUGGAGACCAUCGACCUGGAAGAGAACGAGAUUGCAGAGGUGCCCAUGGAUAAAUUGGCCUCCAUGGCGUUGCUGCGGAGCCUCAACCUGCGGGCGAACCCCGUCGGCCCCGAGGUGCGGCUGCUGGUCCGGCCCCUCGUUCCCUUCGACCUGCUGCUGUCUCCAGAGGAGCCCAUCCCUAAAGCCUGACAGGAUCCCAGGGUGCCCAAGCUGUCCCAAGAGUGGUCCCACGAGAGUGGUUUGGCUUAGGUCAGUCCCUGCUAUGCCCCUGUUUCUGUCCCAAACCCGAGCGAGUGCCUCGUUUUUCCUAAAUUAAAAGCAAGCAGCGGGGCUCCCCCGUGAAGGGAUGGCUCUGCCAAGUCCCAAGCCAGGAUAUCUCCUGCUUAUGUGUUUUUGGGGAUGCAGAGGAGCUGCAAGAGGAGCUGGGGGGAGAUCUGGAUGUUCACCCUCCCAGCUGGGUGCUGGUGGGGAGCAGCUGAGAUAGUGGAGGGCAUCCCUGUGGCUGUAAGGGUUCUCCCUGGAAUUGCUGACGUGGUGGUGUGCCAAGUGCCUGAUUAAAUGCUUUCCUGUUUCAUCA